AUGAUAGUUUCCAUCCACCCAUGUUCACACUUGAUUCUUAAGACCACUUUCUUAUUGCUUCUGAGCCUGACAAACAAUACAGAGUCACUUAAGUUCAACUUCCCUAAGUUUCAAACGAAGGAACUGAAAGAUAUUACCUUCCAAGGUGAUGCUUCUGCUUUUAAUGAAUCUCUCAGACUCACUAAAGUUGAUGGUCAAGGCUUUUCCCUCCCUAAUAGUGUUGGCCGGGCCUCGUAUUCAAAACCAGUGCAGCUUUGGGAUAAAGACACAGGCGAAGUCACAGAUUUCACUGCUGGCUUCUCUUUUGUGAUCAAAGCAAAUGACACUGAGAGCAGGUUUGGGGAUGGAAUCUCCUUCUUCAUUGCGCCUUUUGAGUCCGACAUCCCUGCUAAUUCAGGAGGUGGAUAUCUUGCUCUUUUCAGUGCUGAAAAUGCAAAUGACUCCAGCCAAAACAAUCCUAUUGUUGCAGUUGAGUUUGAUAGUUAUGAAAAUCCAUGGGAUCCAAGCUCUAAUCACAUAGGGAUCAAUGUAAACUCCAUUAUAUAA
This is a messenger RNA of Humulus lupulus (European hop), 546 nucleotides long. RefSeq names its product lectin 10-like. The transcript has a single exon. The record is from RefSeq and is a predicted model, not a curated record. Bases 1 to 546 code for a protein of 181 amino acids. Lineage: Eukaryota; Viridiplantae; Streptophyta; Magnoliopsida; Rosales; Cannabaceae. Gene Ontology annotation, molecular function: carbohydrate binding.